UUGAAACCGGAAAAGAAGUGGGAAAAUCACUUCACUUUUAUCGGCAUUGCAAGUUGCAACUACACUGUUUCUCGAUUCUCUUCCAAUCAUUUCUCAACUAUCAUAAAAAUGGUGAGCAGUUCCAAGGGAGAGUCGGCGAGCGACGCCGACAAUUCAUCUGGCGACGCGCUCGAAUCCCAGUCCAAGAGCCUCUUCUCCGAGGGCGAGAAGGUUCUCGCCUACCACGGUCCCCGCAUCUACGAAGCCAAAGUUCAAAAAACAGAGUUCCGGAAGAAUGAGUGGAGAUAUUUUCUCCAUUACCUUGGUUGGAAUAAAAAUUGGGAUGAAUGGGUAGGCAUGGAUCGGCUGAUGAAAUAUACUGAAGAGAAUAUUAUGAAGCAACAGGCCCUUGAUAAGAAAGCUGGAGUUGACAAGAAUACUAAAUUAGAGCGUUCUGCUCAAACAAAACCAAAAAGUUCUACUGAUGCUAAAGUGGAUAAAGAGGAGGCAAAGACCACAGCUACAAAGGGGAAAAAGCGAAAGGCAGACCCAGGGAUUGAGGACAACCCUGCAACAGAAAAUCGCAUCAAAAUUCAAAUUCCUCCCAGUUUGAAGAAGCGAUUAGUUGAUGAUUGGGAGUUCAUUACUCAGCAAAACAAGCUUGUGAAGCUUCCGAGAUCACCAAAUGUUGACGAUAUAUUGACAAAAUAUCUUGAACACAGGUCCAAGAAGAAUGGCAUGAUGACUGAUGUGGUUGGAGAAAUUUUGAAUGGUUUAAGAUGUUAUUUCGACAAGGCUUUGCCAGCUAUUCUGUUGUACAAAAAAGAACGCCUGCAGUACCGAGAGGCUGUUUCAGAUAAUACAUCUCCAUCAACUAUAUAUGGAGCUGAACAUUUGUUGCGCCUAUUUGUGAAAUUGCCAGAAUUGUUGGCGUAUGUGAAAAUUGAUGAGGAGACUUUGAUUCGGUUGCAGCAGAGAUUGCUCGAAUUUAUCAAGUUUCUGCAAAAUAACGAGAGCGCUUUCUUCCUCUCGGCAUAUGAUCCUAAAGCUACUGAAGGAGGUGGCAAGACGAAGGAUAGCUGAGUCGAUUGUACCGGCAAGAUGAAGCAUGUUGUUGUUUAUAGGCUCUUUAACUAGCAAAAACUUAUCGUUGUAGCAACAUAUACUCCGUCUUAGAAGAAGGAUGCAUAGUUUCCCUCAAUUUUCUUAUAUAUCAUUUUUCAUGGAGUUUUUA
Molecule: messenger RNA, 1213 nt
Organism: Salvia splendens (bonfire salvia)
Lineage: Eukaryota; Viridiplantae; Streptophyta; Magnoliopsida; Lamiales; Lamiaceae
Product: protein MRG1
Exons: 11
Coding region: 109-1062 (317 amino acids)
Biological process (GO): regulation of DNA-templated transcription; chromatin organization
Cellular component (GO): nucleus; histone acetyltransferase complex
Source: RefSeq, a predicted model, not a curated record